AAACUUAGCAACUGAUAGUUCAGAUGGAAAUAUUGCUUCUUAUAGACCGCGGUUGAUUGAAACGACGAACCAAGAUGAAACUUUCAAAUUAUGUGCAAACCAAUGAAUGGAAGUUAAUCAAAACUUUCUUCUGUUGCUUGACCUAUUUCACCUCUGGCGGUUGUGGUACAUUAUUGGGAUCAUCUUUACUGGAUUUACAAAUCAGAUUGGGUGUUUCGUUUAAACAAUUGUCAAGUUUAGCUCCAAGUCGAUCGAUUGGUUUUUUUAUCGGAGGAUUGAUAUCUGGAUUCCUCAACAUGUGUUUUGGACCUGAUAUGGUAUUAUUUGGUACAAUUUUUUUCGCUGGUGUAACUACGAUAUUGGCUCCAUGGUUUAAACAAUUUUACGGAACUUAUGCUUGCCUACUUUUAUCAGGAUUUGCUCAAGGAAUUUUUGAAAUCUAUACAAACAUAUGUAUCUUAUCAACUUGGAAUCAGGAAGUUUCUGUUUAUGUGCAAAUAUUGCAUGGAUCUUUUGGUCUAGGAUCUCUAUUGGCGCCUCUUCUUGUUAAACCUUUCUUGUUACCUUUGGUUCAAAAUGAAACUGAAACUCAAAGCGAUCAAGUUACUUUUGGCGAUUACAAUCCCGAUGACGUGAAAGUCCAGUAUCCAUAUUUAAUCCUUGGAUCUAUUCUGGUUUUUGGGUCGUUUGGCUUUCUCUUCUUUCACUUCAAGAACAAGUCGAUUAAGAAUGCAAAUGAAUCUACUGAUGUUGAGAUUGUGGAUGAUGAUCACCCUGUUUUAAAGAAAAUGUUUGCCGUUUUCAUUGUUGCCUGCAUAGCUCACACAACAUUUGCAGUUGAUCUAAUUACCGGAUCAUUGGCACCAGCUUUCGUUGUAAAGUCGGAUUUGAGGAUGACAAAACAAAAUGGAGCCAAUUUAGUUUCAGCUUUUUGGUUCUGCUUAACAUGUUAUCGUAUCCUUUUCAUCGUGCUCAUCAAAUUCAUCAACGAACGACGCGUAAUCAUUUUCAAUUGCACACUCUCUAUAAUAGGACUGAUACUGAUGUGUAUAUACCCUACACAUAGUCAAGUGAUUACGUGGAUCUCAUUCAUGUUACUUGCCAUCGGGAUUUCGCCAACAUUUUCUUCCUCACUUGGACUGCUACAAAAAUACAUUACAGUCUCAGACAGAUAUGCCUCAUUUUUAUUCGUAUUUGGUGCUGCUGGUGAAGCAGCGCAUCCAUGGGUUAUCUCAAAAUUCAUGGACUCUUUACCGAAACUUUUUGCCUAUUAUGUUGCCGUUUUAUCUAUUAUUCAGGUGGUUUCUGUUCUUUCAUUGCCAUCAAUAUGCCAGAAGCUUUUCAGAUGUAAAACAAAUACAACUUUGAAUAGACUUGCUUCAGUUAGAUCAAGUUCUAAAUAGCUUUACCCUGCCAGUUCAACUGAAGAUGCGUGUAUAAAAUGGUUAAACAGUUAAAACUGAAAAACAACUUACUGAAAACUUAUUUGUAUAAACAUCAAUUUUAAAUUUAUACUAAAUUCUUAUAUCAGUUUCUAUUAAAAUAUGUACAGAAAUAAUAAAUUAUAAAUAAAAUAGUACAAAUGAAAACUUUUU
Messenger RNA from Tetranychus urticae (two-spotted spider mite), 1595 nucleotides. Its product is annotated as sodium-dependent glucose transporter 1B-like. Gene Ontology annotation, molecular function: D-glucose transmembrane transporter activity. Gene Ontology annotation, biological process: transmembrane transport. NCBI's taxonomy places the organism in Eukaryota, Metazoa, Arthropoda, Arachnida, Trombidiformes, Tetranychidae. The record is from RefSeq and is a predicted model, not a curated record.